GCCGUUGGAGCAGCGCCAUCGCCGUCGGACGGUGCGCCAUCGCCGUUGGCAGACGCGAGUAGCCGUCCUCUCUCGCCACCCCGGGAGCGUCACAGGCCGUGCAGAGCGGCCGCGAUCCAGCCUCCGACCGGCCGCGUGGUCCCGCCCACCGCACCUCGCGUACGUGCCUUCCGUCCUCUCUCGCCACCCCGGGAGCGUCACGGGCCGUGCAGAGCGGCCACGAUCCAGCCUCCGACCGGCCGCGUGGUCCCGCCCACCGCACCUCGCGUACCGGCCACGAUCGAGCCUCCGACCGGCCGCGUGGUCCCGCCCACCGCACCUCGCGUACGUGCCUUGUCUCGCCGUCGCCGUUGGAGCAGCGCUGUCGCCGUUGGAGCAGCGCCAUCGCCGUCGGACGGGGUGCCAUCGCCGUUGGCAGACGCGAGUAGCCGUCCUCUCUCGCCACCCCGGGAGCGUCACGGGCCGUGCAGAGCGGCCACGAUCCAGCCUCCGACCGGCCGCGUGGUCCCGCCCACCGCACCUCGCGUACGUGCCUUGUCUCGCCGUCGCCGUUGGAGCAGCGCCGUCGCCGUCGGACGGUGCGCCAUCGCCGUUGGCAGACGCGAGUAG
Messenger RNA from Emiliania huxleyi CCMP1516, 609 nucleotides. RefSeq lists its product as hypothetical. The transcript is spliced from 3 exons. NCBI's taxonomy places the organism in Eukaryota, Haptophyta, Isochrysidales, Noelaerhabdaceae. The record is from RefSeq and is a predicted model, not a curated record. The annotation marks the transcript as partial.